Messenger RNA from Podospora anserina S mat+, 1392 nucleotides. RefSeq lists its product as uncharacterized. The record is from RefSeq and is a predicted model, not a curated record. Lineage: Eukaryota; Fungi; Ascomycota; Sordariomycetes; Sordariales; Podosporaceae. Bases 1 to 1392 code for a protein of 463 amino acids. The transcript is spliced from 4 exons. Gene Ontology annotation, molecular function: sodium:proton antiporter activity. Gene Ontology annotation, biological process: regulation of membrane potential; proton export across plasma membrane; sodium ion export across plasma membrane. Gene Ontology annotation, cellular component: plasma membrane.
AUGCCGACCUUGGCGAUUACAAACUUCAACAUUGUGUUGAGCGUGUUGGGGGGGUGGAUCAGUUUGUUUGGGCUGGUGUCGUAUUUGAUGAAGGAGAAUUUUUAUUUGAGUGAGGCUUAUGAGAUACUGACGAAAAAUGUAUUAGUGAUUUCGUUGCUUGCGGGAGUGGCCUUUUCUCCGGCGGCGGCGAAUUUAAUCAAACCGCUCGAGUAUACUUUGGGAUCGGAAGAAGACCUCAACAUUGUCACGCUCUCAUUCACCCGUCUUGUUCUUGGGAUUCAGCUUGUUUUGGCGGGUGUUCAGUUACCGUCACGAUAUCUCAAGAAACAAUGGCGGCCGCUGCUGUGGUUGCUGGGCCCGAUCAUGACGGCUAUGUGGCUGUCUACUGCUCUUUUAAUCUGGGGUCUGGUGCCUGGGAUUAGGUUUCUGGAGGCGCUGGUGGUGGGCAGCUGUGUCACGCCCACGGACCCGGUGUUGAGCAAUGUGAUUGUGAAGGGCAAGUUUGCGGAUCAUAACGUGCCGAAGGAGCUGCAGGAUGUGAUUAUUGCCGAGAGUGGUGCGAAUGAUGGGUUGGGGUAUCCGUUUUUGUUUUUGGGGCUGUAUUUACUUGAGGUGGGAUGGGGUGGAGGGGAUGGGGGGGUGAGGGGGGCGAUGGGGCAGUGGUUUGGGGAGACUUGGGGGUAUACGAUACUGUUGAGUGUGGUAGGUUUUGUGCUUUUGAUGUUUUGCCCUCGAGGGAGAGGAGAUUUUGCUAACCAGCUGGUGAUGUUGAUAGGUGAGAGGAAGUUUGUGGAUAGGGAGAGCUUUUUGGUUUUUGCUAUCAGUUUGGCGUUGUUCAUCGUGGGAACGUGUGGGAUGAUUGGGAGCGAUGACGUCCUUGCUUGUUUCAUUGCAGGCAAUGCCUUCACCUGGGAUGACUGGUUUCGAUUGGAGACGCUGGACGAUUCGUUACAGCCAACCAUUGACAUGCUGCUGAAUGUGUCGGUGUUCAUGUGGUUGGGGGCGGUUUGCCCGUGGCAUGAGUUUUUGGUGAAUGAUGGGGUGGCACCGCUGCAUCGGCUGGUUAUUUUGGGAAUUCUGGUGCUGCUGUUCAGGAGGUUGCCAUGGGUGUUUGCGAUCCUCAAGUUUAUCCCCCAGAUCGAGGAAGUCCGCCAGGCGAUAUUCGUGGGUUUCUUUGGCCCGAUAGGGGUUUCGGCGAUCUUCUAUCUCUAUAUCACAUUGGAGUUCUUGAAGACGAUGGAGCCAAGCGAGGAGGUUGAGCAUUUGGGGCACGUGGUCAAAGUUGUGGUAUGGUUCCUGGCCAUUUGCAGUAUUGUAAGUUGGAAUCUUUGUUGUUAUGACAAGAAGACAAAAGGGACUAACAUGUACGGUGACAGGUUGUGCAUGGCCUGA